Messenger RNA from Pan troglodytes (chimpanzee), 1482 nucleotides. RefSeq names its product OTU deubiquitinase, ubiquitin aldehyde binding 2 (gene OTUB2). Bases 717 to 1424 code for a protein of 235 amino acids. Gene Ontology annotation, molecular function: ubiquitin binding; cysteine-type deubiquitinase activity. NCBI's taxonomy places the organism in Eukaryota, Metazoa, Chordata, Mammalia, Primates, Hominidae. The transcript has 7 exons. Gene Ontology annotation, biological process: negative regulation of double-strand break repair; protein K63-linked deubiquitination; protein K11-linked deubiquitination. Gene Ontology annotation, cellular component: nucleus. The record is from RefSeq and is a predicted model, not a curated record.
GCCCAUGAAGAGAACCUGCCUCAGGGAGCCCCCCCUCUUUCCAGGAGGAUGACAGUCAUGUGGUGCAGAGAUGGACCCAACCUGCAGCUGGCAGGCACCUAAAUCAGUCAAUCCUCAGCCAACCCACAGACUCAUGAGUGAGAGACAAAUGCUUCUUCUACCUGCAAGCCAGGGCAAGUUUGAGGUAGCUUGUUACACAGCAUGAUAGCAAUAGCUGCCUGAGACACCUGCACACUUGUUCAAAUUCCGUGUUUUCUCCAACCUAAGCAUCACCCCUUGUGGGAAACCAGGCCAUCCAAGGGCAUGGAUCCUGUGUCUCAGGAAUGCUGGGAUGCAUAAAAGUGGAGAAGAGCUCUGCCGUGUUAACAGUGGUUAUCUCCAGAUUGUAGGAUUUUUUAUUUUCUUCUUUAUACUUUUGUGUAUUUUCCAAAGUUUCUGUGAUUAACACGUUUUUUUAUAACCAGAAAGAAAUACUGUAUUAAAAAAUUAGAAACCAACUCUUCUUGGCACCUCACCAAUCCUCACCCUUGGUGUCCCCAAGAACAAGAGGAAUUGUCAAAUCCUUCACCCACGUAACUGUCUUCAAGUCUCUGGAGAAAGCAGUGAAACAACACCUGAAUUUGUAUCUCAACAAGUUUUCCAGCUCAAGGUUGCAGGAGGAGAGUGCUGACACCCAGCAGAGGAAACUCAAAGUCUGAGUCGAGCCUGCACUCUGCAUGGAGAGUGAAACAUCUUUCAACCUAAUAUCAGAAAAAUGUGACAUUCUAUCCAUUCUUCGGGACCAUCCUGAAAACAGGAUUUACCGGAGGAAAAUCGAGGAACUCAGCAAAAGGUUCACCGCCAUCCGCAAGACCAAAGGGGAUGGGAACUGCUUCUACAGGGCCUUGGGCUAUUCCUACCUGGAGUCCCUGCUGGGGAAGAGCAGGGAGAUCUUCAAGUUCAAAGAACGCGUACUGCAGAGCCCAAAUGACCUUCUGGCUGCUGGCUUUGAGGAGCACAAGUUCAGAAACUUCUUCAAUGCUUUUUACAGUGUGGUGGAACUGGUAGAGAAGGACGGCUCAGUGUCCAGCCUGCUGAAGGUGUUCAACGACCAGAGUGCCUCGGACCACAUCGUGCAGUUCCUGCGCCUGCUCACGUCGGCCUUCAUCAGGAACCGAGCAGACUUCUUCCGGCACUUCAUUGAUGAGGAGAUGGACAUCAAAGACUUCUGCACUCAUGAAGUAGAGCCCAUGGCCACGGAGUGUGACCACAUCCAGAUCACGGCGUUGUCGCAGGCCCUGAGCAUUGCCCUGCAAGUGGAGUACGUGGACGAGAUGGAUACCGCCCUGAACCACCACGUGUUCCCUGAGGCCGCCACCCCUUCCGUUUACCUGCUCUAUAAAACAUCCCACUACAACAUCCUUUAUGCAGCCGAUAAACAUUGAUUAAUUUUAGGCCAUGCAGUGGAACCUGUCACCUAAUGGGACUGCAUUCUGAAUGGAA